GGAGCAGACAGGACCGCGGCUCGAGGCAGCAACAGCAGCAGCAUCAUCAUCAUAAUCCGCAUCACCACCAUCACCAGCAGCAGCAGCAGCAGCGCCGCCACAAAGGGACUGACUCUCCGCUCCUCCUCCUCCUCCUUCUCCUCCUUCUCCUCGUCCUCUUCCUCCUCCUCCACCUCGUUGCUUCUCUCCCGGGCUUCAGAUGCUCCGGCUCGGCGGCAGGAUGUGCGCUUUCUCGGCCCUGCUCUCGGUGCUCCUCGCUGGUCUCGCGGCGGCGUCCUCUGAUCUUUUUGACAACCAGCUGGGCGACAUCAGCUACUGCAAGAAGCAAUGUCAGCUCACCAUCAAGAACAAGAGCCCCGCUAAAGACUCCGUAAUGAAUGCCUGUCACCGUGGAUGUCGCCUCUACUCCAUCUGCCAGUUCGUCAAUGGUAACGCGGGCUUCAACACCAGCAGGGAGGAGUGUCAGGGAGCCUGCCAGGAGGCGUACAUUAAGCUCCUGGAGCAGGAGGCCUGCAGCACCGGCUGUGCCAGCCAACCCUCUGAACCUGAGAUCAAGAGAAGGAAGCUGAAGGCCAUGACUCUCCGCCCAAAGUCCCCCUCUGUGAUGGAGGCCGUGUCCAGUUGGUGCAAUGACAUUGUCAGCUCUGCUCAGAGCCUCAUCUCCUCCACCUGGACGUUCUACCUGCAGGCUGAUGAUGGCAAGGUUGUGGUUUUCCAGAGUCAGCCGGAGGUGGAGUACUCUCUGCCGGAGCUGCAGGCUCCUCGAUCCAACGUGGAGGAUAAACCUUGGCCUCAGGUCCACUCCCACACCCAGAGACCUCACGGUGUGAGGGGACAUGGCGAGAAGGGAGCAUCUAAAGCGGGAGGUAAAGGGAAGCACCCUGUCCAGCACGCAGACGACCCCACAGCUGAGCACGACUUCCUGGGCUGCAUGUCAAGACGUUCAGGUCUUCCGCGGUGGAUUCUAGCGGCCUGUCUCUUCCUGUCCAUCAUGGUCAUGCUUUGGCUCAGCUGUGCCAGCCUCGUCACUGCACCUGAGCAGCACAUUAAGACACAGCUGAGCAUCAACGGAGACAAAGAGUUUCUGGACAAUGCCCACAAAGUCAGCCCGUACCACCUGACUCCUGUGAUAGCUGUCGCUAUGAAAGAAUCAGAGGAGAGCCAGGAGGCGGGGCCACUUCCAGUGAAAGUUGACCUCAACAAAACAUGUGUUUAGAAAGAAACAAUGGAAAAGCUGCUGUCUUGUUGGCCCAGGGUAAUAACCAUGUCUAGAAAUCUGUGGCCCAUCUGCGGAGUUUUUAACAAUGUAUUUUUAAGAGCAUGGCACCCUCCUGUCUUUUGAAGUUAUCUUACUGGAAAAUCUAGCUUUUGUCAAUCAUCAGGCAGGUUUUUCACUUAGCUACGCUUGUCAUUACACUUCCCUGUACAGUCCAAAUAUGUCCAUCCUAAAGUUAUCCUUAGUGAUCAGCCUGCAGCCUGCUUACUAAUUGGUAAGACGAUGCUCUUGUCUUGGAGACAUGCUGGAGACAAGCAGAGAGGAUGGAUUACAGCUGAGAGCUUUCUGACCAUCAAGUGGAGACAAACACUAAGAUUAAUUUCAGAUUUCAUUUUCCUCAUUGUCACAGGGAGUUUGGAUGAAUUAAUAGCUUUUUGAGAGCGAAGCAAAUGAGUGAAGUGCAGUGUGAGGGAGAGGAAAUGAAGAGGAUUCAACAGACCUUUUUUUCCCCACCUUAUUUUUCUUUGUGUGUGUGUGUGUGUCCAUGUGUACCUGUAAACAGCACACAUUCCUUUGCGAGAACUUGAAAAGGAUAUUGGUUAAACUCGGUGAUCAGUCUGAGAGGCGUUUAUUUAUUUUCUCUAUUUAUUCAGAAUGGUUGACGUGAGCUCAUUUGUUGACUAGUGAUUCUGAAGUGCCAUGUACGACAGCUCUGUCAUCACACUAAUGUAAAUGUAAAAGACACUGAAACGCACAGUGAAUAGAGACACGUGGAGAGGGGAAGAUUGCACCUAUUGCUGUAUUAUUAUAUUACUAUAAUUAGCAUCACAAUGCUCAUAUAUCACUUAGCUGUUAUGCUAUGUGUCAUGCGCUUUCUACUAGCUGACUAUUUUGUAUGUCCUAGGAGCACAUACUGAAGGAUAACCUGUGUAUCAUGUGUAAUGCAAAGCUUUUAACAUAGGCCUUUGUUAUUGAGCAGAGUUGCACAGUCUUAGAGAUGAUUCUUCUGUUUCCCUCUCAGUGCUUUUGAUGUCCUGUACUGCUCUUUUACUCCAGGUUAUGUCGACAAUAUACCGUGCAUGCAUAAGUGACGCUUCAAUAGUUUUAUUCUAACUGCCCGCCAUGCCAGCAUGGCACAACACUACUAUAGACUUGUGGGUUUUUGUGUUCCUAUAUUUACUGUAAUCACUGAAUAGUUAUGAUGUUAUGAUGAAUGAUGACAUUCUCCUCAUGAUCCACAGAAAGGACUUGUGAUCAAUUGUCUGUGCUGAUUCAAACUGAAGGUGUAUGAAAUACGAUAUGAAUUUCAAAAUGUAUUGUUUCCUUUUUACUGGUCUGUUAUAUUUUCAGCGAAAUGAUACAACAUGAUGAAUAAAGUGUUUUCAUUGUAAAUAUACAA
Molecule: messenger RNA, 2615 nt
Organism: Solea solea (common sole)
Lineage: Eukaryota; Metazoa; Chordata; Actinopteri; Pleuronectiformes; Soleidae
Gene: tmem59l
Product: transmembrane protein 59-like
Exons: 8
Coding region: 200-1216 (338 amino acids)
Source: RefSeq, a predicted model, not a curated record